AUGACAGACUGCUGGCAGGAAAACUACAAAGAGCGACCAGGAUUUGAGCAGAUCCUGGAUAGGCUCGGGGAAGUGCUCAGCGAAUGGAGCCCACAAGAUUGCACACGCCUAGUGGAGACCCCUGUGCGACAUUGUGGCGAAUGUGCAGACUCUGGCCAGGAGAGUUUCAGGCUCCCAGUUCCCCGGGCUGCAGGUCUUUGGAACUAUGACAUCGACCGUCGGACCUCAGACGUCUCCUCAGAAGGGAUGCUUUGGAACCCUUCGUCGCCGAUCGAGGCGAUCGCGGCGCCCGUCUUCCCUCCCUGUGACCAGUGCCCGAGGCCAGUCCAGCCCAUGAGCCCUGGAAGCUUCCUCCAGCAUUUCGACGGCAGCAAUCCCCUCUACCGGUCGUCUUCGGACGUCAGGACGCCGGAUCCAAACACCGAAACGCUCGUCAGCAGCGACUGCAAAAUCAGCUGCCUCCAGCAGCCCCAACCUCUGAAGAAAUCCUCAACAGAGAGCAUGGUUUUGAACAGAGACAAGAGGGGCACGAAGCACGGCAAGUUCAUACUCACCACACCUCGCUCGUGA
This is a messenger RNA of Ostreobium quekettii, 570 nucleotides long. The record is from the annotation of a GenBank genome assembly. NCBI's taxonomy places the organism in Eukaryota, Viridiplantae, Chlorophyta, Ulvophyceae, Bryopsidales, Ostreobiaceae.